Molecule: messenger RNA, 2231 nt
Organism: Bicyclus anynana (squinting bush brown)
Lineage: Eukaryota; Metazoa; Arthropoda; Insecta; Lepidoptera; Nymphalidae
Exons: 4
Coding region: 266-841 (191 amino acids)
Cellular component (GO): extracellular region
Molecular function (GO): chitin binding
Source: RefSeq, a predicted model, not a curated record
UUAGAGGUCAGGUUAAUUGAGUUAUUACGAGGCUAUGGUCCGGUGUGCAUUGAAUCUUGAACAUUGCGCGUUUGGCUGUCCCCGAACGAGCACGCUAGUGCCGCGCCGUUACGCAACCCUGGCCAAGCGCGAGUCGCACUGGCUCUUAUAGAUCAAUAAAUCCUUAUUUCAUUGUAGUUUUGUGCAUAAACAACUCAACGGAGUGAUAUAUCAGAAUGUUUUGUGAGCGUUGAUGUUUAAUUAGAGAAUUAUACAAAUUUUCACGAUGACUGCAAACGUUUUACGAAAUCUGCCAGUAGUGUUUGUUUCAUUACUUACAGUCAUAGGAGGCACUCAAGACAUAACGCGAGUGAAGCGGCUGCGUGCAGACAGCGCGGCGGUGCCCGAACCGGCGCAAGCGUUGGACGCGCCAGAGCCAGAGCCCAACACCGCGCCAGCGCCCACCGCCUUCAUACACCCGUCGGUUAAGGAGUACCUCGAGCUUGGGAUGGCGAUACCUGGCAAACCGGGCACAGACUACCCAAUACUGGGAGCAGUACCAUACACCAACUUCUAUUGUGACGAGCAGGCAUACCCAGGCUUCUUUGCUGAUAUGGACACACGAUGCCAAGCAUGGCACUACUGCGACAUAGACGGUCGCCAAGCUUCGUUCCUGUGCCCCAAUGGCACGAUAUUCUCCCAGGGCGUCGCGUCGUGUGACUGGUGGUUCAACGUGCGAUGUUCCCUGUCUCCCGCGCUCUAUCCUCUCAACGCGAGGCUCUACCGACGAAGGAAGAAGCAGAACAGACCACAACCUCACAGAGUCAUAGAUAAGAAACUGAUUGACGAAAUAUUCUUGUAAGAAAACCUGUUUAGAGAUCUCUUGUUUAAAUUUCCUUGUUGUGUUAAAUUUGUUUUAAUACCCAUAUGUCAUCCUAAACCUUUACAAUUUCUGCAGAUAAAAACAUGUGAUUAUAGUAUAUAAUUAUAUAAAAAUAUGUAAGUAUAGUUUGGUUUCUUCAUCUACAUUAUAUCGUAUCGUAUAAUAUAAUAUUUCUACUUAAAAUCCAAAUCCCAUAUACAUAUAUAUUCAUCAAAACACGAUAAACGAAAUAACAAACAUACCUAUUGAGUUACCAACAAAUGUAAUAUGGGUUUUGUUUCUCUAUCUGUCUACAUGUGCUUACGUUGAUUGCGUAGAUGACGGAGAAUCAAUUAUACUUAAGCGGUUUUUGUUCAUGUAAAACGUAGAUAUUACGAGGUCAAAACAUGGUUUUGUAAUAUUUAAAUAUGUAUUUGUAUAUUACUGUUUUUUUCAAUUCAUUAUUUGAAAAAUUUUACUUUGAAACUUUUUGGUUAAAACAUCUAUUAAGUAAUUCUGAAAAAUUAUAUAUCAAAUUCCUUCUCCCACCGCGCGUUGAUAUAUUUCGAUGUAACUUUAACAGUUUAAGCGACCUUUGUCCGGUAGUAUGUAAGUACAUGCUAAAUUAAUCUCUAAAACACUUAAGAAUAAAAAAAAAACUCAAAGACAAAGCUAUAGGCCUUGCUCUGGGUUAUAUUAUAUUAUGCUCUUUCCGACGUUUCAAUUAUGUUGCUGCGACGUAUCAAUUGUGUAUUUACAGUCUUGUAAUUGUGUCCUUAUCUAGUUUAUACAAUACUUGGGAUCGGUAGAACUUCUGCUAUUAUUAUUGAAUAGAAUUGUAUUAUAUGUUUUAAACAUACUGACAUGUACCUAACUAUUACAAUUGCGUCCCAGGAGCAUUGGCGUUGCGUAUCAUUUAUACUCAACAAGACAUAUUUCGCUUUAAAUAUUGCCUCAACAGCGUCAAUUGUAUCGUACUAAACUAUACUGUUAUACGAUCCAAUGAUCAAAUUUUUUUUAUUUUUCCCUACUAUUUUAUGGAACGACCAUUAUAUGUAUUAAUUAUAUAAUGUAUAUAUAUAUAUAUAUAUCCAUCUACUAUGUAUGUAUAUACAUCUACUAUAUUUUAUUAUAUACUUUAUGUUAUUAUUUCUACUAACUAUGUAUUAAAACUAUAAAACCUCUCUCUACAUGUUGUACUUAGUCAUAAUUAUCGAAAUAAGUAAGUUACCUCUUUUUGAGAAUGAUAACACUCUGUUAUUAAUUGAUAAAAUCCUUGUCAGUAUGCUUUUUGUAAAUAUAGUUAAAACCUUAAAGUACUUCUGUAGCAUUAAAUACAAAAAAUGUAUGUCAUAUACGAGUAUGUAAUAAAAAUAUGUGUUAUACUCUC